Trichoderma asperellum CBS 433.97 is the source of this 880-nucleotide messenger RNA. RefSeq lists its product as uncharacterized. Gene Ontology annotation, biological process: DNA repair; dephosphorylation. Gene Ontology annotation, molecular function: phosphoglycolate phosphatase activity. The record is from RefSeq and is a predicted model, not a curated record. Lineage: Eukaryota; Fungi; Ascomycota; Sordariomycetes; Hypocreales; Hypocreaceae.
AAGAGAACGAAAAAAAGAGCAAUUGAAGCAACCAUGGCGCCUUCCAAGAAAAAGCUCGUCAUCUUCGACUUUGACGGCACUCUCUUUGACACUCAUGCCUCCAUCUCGCACUGUAUCAAGCUCACAUUCGAUACCCUCCUCACAUCACCGCAAGACACCCCCUCAGAGGCAGAAAUCCACCGUCUCAUCUCUUCGGGCGCAGGUCUACAAGACACAUUCCGCACCCUCCAGCCUGCAGACAAUGCGGCUACGGAAAAGCUCCAGUGGACGACAGAACUCGAAGAACGCUGGAUCGCCACGUAUCGCGACUUGUACGCUCAGCACGGCCAGCCUCUGAUCAAACCUUUCCCAUCUGCCGUCGAGCUCCUUCAGCAGCUCCAGGAAUCUGGAGUUGCCAUUUCGAUUGUCAGCAACAAGGGGGUGGCUGCUGUUGUCACCGCUUUGAAUGGCAAUGGGCUUGGGGGCGCAGUUGACGAGGAGCUGAUUGUUGGAGACAAGACGCCUGGAGCGACACGGAAGCCAGAUACGGCAAGCUUUACUAAUGUUUUAUUGCCGAGGUUGAAAGACGCGAGAUAUGGGAUCAAAGACUUUGAGGGAAUUGAAGACGGCCGUGACGUGCUGGUUGUUGGCGACACGGUUGCGGAUAUCCAGUUUGCGGCAAAUAUCGGAGCCAAGUCUGUUUGGUGCCGCUACGGAUAUGGAGAUCGAAAUGCUUGUGAAAGCUUGAAGCCUGAUUAUACGGUUGAUUCACUGGCUGAGGUUGCUGCUAUUGCUCUUGGACAUUGAUUAUAGAGUAUCGGGCACAGAUUUGUGUUGCGAUUUGAUGACGGUAAUUGCGGCUCACCUUUGGCCAGACUAACUGAAAUAACUUGCUGCUGCU